Messenger RNA from Oncorhynchus mykiss (rainbow trout), 4937 nucleotides. NCBI's taxonomy places the organism in Eukaryota, Metazoa, Chordata, Actinopteri, Salmoniformes, Salmonidae. The record is from RefSeq and is a predicted model, not a curated record.
CCUGCCUGCCUUUGCAUCACUUCUCUCUCUCUUCCCUAGAGUCCUCUACUCUCUCUCUCUCUCCCCUAGAGACUUCCGUUUCCUCUCUAUCUUUUUUUGUCAUUCUGUCUGUCCGUCAGGAUGGCGGUGCUGGAGGGCCUGGAGUUUGGGAAGUCUGAUUUUGUCCUUCUGGACGAGGUGAACAUAGAGCAGUUUAUGGAGAACCUGAAGCUGAGGUUUGAGAAAGCCCGUAUCUACACCUUCAUAGGAGAGGGGGUGGUGUCAGUCAAUCCUUACAAACAGAUGGACAUCUACGGGAAGGAGGAAAUCAAUGCUUAUCGCGGCCGGGAGCUGUACGAGAACCCUCCCCACCUGUACGCUGUGGCCGACGCUGCGUACAAGGCCAUGAAGAGACGAGCCAAAGACACCUGCAUCGUCGUUUCAGGUGAGAGUGGCGCCGGAAAGACGGAGGCUAGCAAGUACAUCAUGCAGUACAUCGCAGCCAUCACCAACCCCAGCCAGAGAGCAGAGGUCGAGAGUGUGAAGAAUGUUCUUCUGAAGUCCAACUGUGUGCUGGAGGCCUUCGGUAACGCCAAGACCAACCGCAACGACAACUCCAGCCGCUUUGGGAAGUACAUGGACAUCAACUUCAACUUCAACGGCGACCCUACCGGCGGCCAUAUUAACAACUACCUACUGGAGAAGUCAAGGGUGGUGCAGCAGAAUGGAGGUGAGAGGAACUUCCACUCCUUCUAUCAGUUACUACGGGGAGGCUCAGAUGAUAUGUUAAAGUCCCUUCACCUGCACAAUGAUCCUGCCAACUAUGUGUACACCAGAGAUGGAGCUGUCGCCACUACGUCCAACAACGACCGGUACAGCCACAACGCAGUGCUGAGUGCCCUGAACGUGAUUGGCUUCUCAGAGGAGGAGAUUCACUCCAUCUACAGAAUCCUGGGGACCAUCCUCAUCCUGGGUAACCUGCAGUUUGAGACAGACAGAGAGAGUGUCCUGGUGGUGGGGAUGGGGGACGUGAGUCACAUCGCUGAGCUGACCAGCACAGAGCCAGACAACGUGACCAAGAGCCUACUGUACCGGACUGUGGCCACCGGGGGUGGAGAAGUCAUAGAGAAGGGACAUUCUGAAAAGGAGGCCUGCUUCGGCCGGGAUGCUUUCACCAAGGCUCUCUAUGAGAGACUAUUUGGUUGGAUUGUAGGCCGUAUCAACGCUGUUAUUGAGGUGAAAGACUACAACCCAGUGCUUCAUGGGAAAAACACAGUUAUUGGAGUGCUGGAUAUUUACGGCUUUGAGAUCUUCGACAACAACAGCUUUGAGCAGUUCUGCAUCAACUACUGUAAUGAGAAGCUGCAGCAGCUCUUCAUCCAGCUGAUCCUUUGCCAGGAACAAGACGAGUACCGGAGAGAGGGUAUCAUCUGGCAGCAUAUUGACUACUUUAACAACCAGAUCAUCGUGGACCUGGUGGAACAGCCCCAUAAAGGCAUCAUCUCUGUGCUGGACGAGGCCUGUCUCUCUGUGGGGAAGGUGACAGACACCGUCUGCCUGGAGAGUAUGGAUGUUAAGCUGGGCCAACACCCCCACUACACCUCUCGCAAGCUCACGCCCUCAGACAAGACCAUGGAGUUCCACAGAGAUUUCCGUAUCCGCCACUACGCUGGAGACGUCACGUACUCCGUCGAGGGCUUUUUGGACAAGAACAAGGACCCCCUCUUCCAAGAUUUCAAGAGGCUCAUGUUUAACAGUUCCAACCCUGUGAUGAAGGAGAUGUGGCCUGAUGGUCAGCUGAGCAUCACAGAGGUCACCAAGCGACCCCUGACAGCAGCCACCCUCUUCAAGAACUCCAUUGUGGCCCUAGUGGAAAAACUGAGCUGCAAGGAGCCGUACUACGUUCGCUGUAUUAAGCCAAAUGAUAUAAAGUCUCCCGCGCUGUUUGACGAUGCCCGCUGCCAACACCAGGUGGCGUACCUGGGCCUGCUGGAGAACGUCAGAGUGCGGAGAGCAGGGUUCGCCUGCCGCCAAGCCUACACACGCUUCCUACAGAGGUAUAAGAUGACCUGUGAGAACACCUGGCCCAACCACCUGAUGGGAACAGACAGGGAGGCAGUGGAGGCUAUUGUCACGCAGCAUGGUUUCCAGGAUGACGUCGCGUAUGGACAUACCAUGCUGUUUGUGCGAACGCCAAAGUCUCUCUUCACCCUGGAGCAGGAGAGAGCCGCUCUCGUCCCUGUCCUGGUGCUCUUCCUACAGAAGGUGUGGCGCGGGGCGCUGGCGAGGAUGCGUUGCCGGCGGAUGCGCGCCAUCUUUGCCAUCAUGGGCUGCUACAAGCGUUACAAGGUCAAGGUCCACUUCUGGGAGGUGGAGCGACGCUUCGCCAGCGUGUGCAGCAUGGCUGACUAUGGGAAAAGCGUGGAGUGGCCCACACCACCAGCAGCCCUCACACAAUUCCACAGCAUCACGCAGAAGCUGCACCGCAGAUGGCGUGCGAGGCAGAUAGUGAAGAACAUCCCACCGUCUGACAUGGGGGAGAUACGGGCCAAGGUGGCUGCUCUGGGGGCCCUGAAUGGGGAGAGGAAGGACUGGGGCUGUGGUCGAUCCUGGGAGAGAGACUACCUGGCUAAUGUGAGGGACAGUCAUCAAAGCAGCUCCAACUUCAUACUUUUCUCCCAAGAGCUCAGGAACAAAGACGAGUACAACCAGGUCAUCUUCUCUGGAUUCUGUAGGAAGAUGAACAGAUUCAAUAAAAGCUCAGACCGAGCUUUGCUGAUCACAGACAAACAUAUCUACAAACUGGACCCCAAAAAACAGUUUAAAGUGUUGAAAAGACUGCCUCUAGAAGUGAUAACAGGCCUGAGUGUCACUGCAGGCGUUGACCAGAUGGUGGCGCUACACACGUCCUCCCAGGAUGAUGUUCUUCUCUACAUCCAGAGAGGGGAGCUGUGCCCCGACCAGGACCGCAUCGGGGAGCUGGUGGGAACGCUCAUCGACCACUUCACACGUGUGAGGAACACCCCUCUCCUGGUGAAGGUUUGCUGCUCGGCCGUCCAGCUGCACAUGCGGGGCAAGCCCAAGAGCGUAACCGUGGAGACCAAGGCCGGCCAGGCCAACGUAGACUUCAGGAAGAGCCGCGACGGUUUUACCCUCCUGAUCCCAUCCAACUGAGACAGUCACCACUAGCUCCCCCAGCCAAUUACAAAUCUGGACCUGGAAGCCAGUUCCACUGCUGAUUUACAUUCUUCCUCUCUAAUAUAGGACUGAUUUAGACCUGGGACACCAGGUGGUGCAGUUCAUUAUCAGGUAGAACAGAAAAACCAGCAGUCCUCCAGACCUCCAGGCUCAGAGUUGAAUAGACCUGAUUUAUCCUCUGGACUGUAUCAAAGGGCUACAGUAGAGGGAGAGUGAAUCCUCAACCCAUUUCUCCACCCAUGCAGUACACAUAUUCUUCAAAAGACGGUCACUCUCUCUAAUGUCUGUGGUUCAGGCCAGAGAUGGUCACCCCUCUAAUGUCUGUGGUUCAGGCCAGAGAUGGUCACUCUCUCUAAUGUCUGUGGUUCAGGCCAGAGAUGGUCACUCUCUCUAAUGUCUGUGGUUCAGGCCAGAGAUGGUCACCCCUCUAAUGUCUGUGGUUCAGGCCAGAGAUGGUCACCCCUCUAAUGUCUGUGGUUCAGGCCAGAGAUGGUCACCCCUCUAAUGUCUGUGGUUCAGGCCAGAGAUGGUCACCCCUCUAAUGUCUGUGGUUCAGGCCAGAGAUGGUCACUCUCUCUAAUGUCUGUGGUUCAGGCCAGAGAUGGUCACUCUCUCUAAUGUCUGUGGUUCAGGCCAGAGAUGGUCACUCUCUCUAAUGUCUGUGGUUCAGACCAGAGAUGGUCACUCUCUCUAAUGUCUGUGGUUCAGGCCAGAGAUGGUCACUCUCUCUAAUGUCUGUGUUUCAGACCAGAGAUGGUCACUCUCUCUAAUGUCUGUGGUUCAGGCCAGAGAUGGUCACCCCUCUAAUGUCUGUGGUUCAGGCCAGAGAUGGUCACCCCUCUAAUGUCUGUGGUUCAGGCCAGAGAUGGUCACCCCUCUAAUGUCUGUGGUUCAGGCCAGAGAUGGUCACCCCUCUAAUGUCUGUGGUUCAGGCCAGAGAUGGUCACUCUCUCUAAUGUCUGGUUCAGGCCAGAGAUGGUCACCCCUCUAAUGUCUGUGGUUCAGGCCAGGGAUGUUGGUAUCGUCUGCUGUAAUUUCAGAUUCUUGGAACUUCAUUUUAUUAGAUGAAAACCAAAUCACUGUUUAAGACAAUAGGCUUAGGAUUUCUCAUUGGCAGUUCGAUGUUUUAUUGUAUUAUACGGUAUAUGAUGCUUACAGGUAUAACCUUUGUUCACUUUUUUUGUACUUUUCCAAGGAUGAAACAAAGACAUAUAGCCGAGAGACUGAAAUUACACAACCAAGAGUGGCAAUAUUUCACAUAGAUUAUUCAGACUAAUUUCUCUUAGCUAGUGUGUUUUUAUAACUAGUGUGUUUACUGAGAGGACAUCUAAUUUUACUGCCUUUGACCCAUGGUGCAUUAUCUCACCACGCUGCCUUUGACCAAUGGUGCAUUAUCUCACCACGCUGGCUUUGACCCAUAGUGCAUUAUCUCACCACGCUGCCUUUGACCCAUAGUGCAUUAUCUCACCACGCUGCCUUUGACCCAUAGUGCAUUAUCUCACCACGCUGCCUUUGACCCAUGGUGCAUUAUCUCACCACGCUGCCUUGAAAGGACACGAUGUUCAUAUCAUGACAAUGAAACAAAUGAAGAAGUAAUUUAUUAACAUGUAUUUUAUCUCAUUAUGGUGGGAAUGUUUAUUCUACCAGAGUAUAUUACAAUGUUUUGCAAGGAGGAAUGGGAAAAAAUUUCAGUCUCUCGAUGUGCAAAACUGAUAGAGACAUACCCCAAGCGACUUACAGCUGUAAUCGCAGCAAAAGGU